Messenger RNA from Rhodotorula graminis WP1, 2739 nucleotides. RefSeq lists its product as uncharacterized. The record is from RefSeq and is a predicted model, not a curated record. The transcript has 12 exons. Bases 1 to 2739 code for a protein of 912 amino acids. Lineage: Eukaryota; Fungi; Basidiomycota; Microbotryomycetes; Sporidiobolales; Sporidiobolaceae.
AUGGGCAAGGUCAAGACCGGCCGCAGACCGGGCGCGUCCGCCAACAACGACCGCACGCCCGAGCAGUGGACCGCGUUCGGCGGCGCGCCGUGCCAGAACCGGGUCGACCGCUGGCGCACGCGCCACGGCUUCAUCGGGCCCUGCUCUCACUGCGAGUACCUUCGCAAGGGUGGACCCGCAGGCGUGCUCCACCUGGCCGAGAUCCGCCGCAAGCGUCAAGCUGUCGUCGACCAACUCGCCGCCGACGCCGCAGCCGGCCUGCCGCCGCCGCCAAAGGUGCCGCUCCGCUACUCGAAAAUCACGAAAUGGCCCGGCGAGCCCGACAAGAAGAAGGAGAAGAAGGCCGAGGGCAAGGGCAAGAAGGCGGCAACGGCGAGCGACUCGGACGACCACGACGACGCCGCCAAGAUGAACGUGUCCAAGGAGGCGCUCGACGACCAGCCCGUCGACCAGACGAUCGAGACGCCCGACUUUUUCCGCGGCACCAACGUCCCGUUCCCGAAGGGCGACCGCGUCACCGUGCGCGAGGACCGCAAGAACGUCACGCUCCACAAGAUUUACGGCUGCGAGCGCGAGUUCAACCUGCCGCCGCCGUACAAGUGCAGCGACUGCGACGAGCCCAUGGACUACCAGAAGGGCGACGCCAUCCAGUACUUCAUCCGUCGCGGCCAGCUCAUCGUCUCGUACCACUACAUGGGCAACGCUCACUGCCGAGCCUGCAAGAGGAAGGCCCUUGGCGAGACGGAAUUCCCCGACGGCAGCGAGGCACGCGCAAAGGGGCGCAUCGCGAGCCUCAACAAGUUCCGCGACGACCCGCUCGCGUACCUCAACAGCACCGCCAAGAGCUGCCUCGUCCGCAUCCGCUGGCGCGAGAAGGACGACGAGACGCCCGAGGGCAAGCGCUUCGAAAACAACUUCAACAACGUCGCCGACGCGCAGCAGGCCAUCGCUGCGGCGCUCCUCAAGGCCGUCGACCCGGGCAUGGAGAACGGCGUCCCCGGCAACGAGCUCAUCACGUCGCGCGUCCUGUGGUUCAACAAGGUCGUCGUCAACGAGCGUCUCGAGGCGGUCAUGAAGAUCAAGUCGCGCAUCACGGGCCGCCCGAUGCGCUGGGGCGUCGACGACAAGAACCCGGCCACGGUCUCGCUCGACCGCAUCUACUCGGACCUGCAGUACCACGACGCCGAGCAGCUUCUGCAGCUCAUCGAGUGGGGCUGGAACUGUGCCUUCCAGGACGCUCCGCCCGAGCAGCGUGCCGAGAUGCUGCGCGUCUCGUUCGCUCCUCUUCGCAACGUCGCGAGCGCCGCCAUGCGCGUCCAGGAGUACCACACGCCCGAGAUCGACCGAGGGCGCCGUCAAGAGCUCUCGGGCACGAUCGAGGCGGACGAGGCGCUCGUCAAGUCGUACGGCUACAGCCGCUCGGACGCGCUCGAGCGCUGGGACAAGGCGGCCGACGGCCACGGCGCGAUGAAGGCCGUCUACGCCAUGCAGGCGAGGCGUCCGACGCGCCUCAACCGCGACGGCGUCCUCGGCGACACGGUCGACAAGCGCGAGUGGGCGGGCACGGCGGCGAGCGACGCCGAGCACGCCAAGGCGGGCCGCUCAUUCUUCGUCGCCAGCGGCCUCAUCUGCGCCGUCACGGGCUUCAAGGAGGACCACGCGCUCGGGCUUUCGCUCGAGACGGAUCGCCUCACCGACGACAUGGACUACUCGGCCGAGAACUGCGUCGUCAUGUUCAAGCACUGCAACCGCUUCAAGGGCCAGCUCCCGCACACCAAGACGCUCGCCAAGUUCCUCGCGUUUGUCAAGAAGGUCCCGCACCUCAAGGCCAUCUACGACGAGCAGGGCCUGCGCUACGCAGUCACGCAGUACGUCGCCGAGGAGAUGCAGCACGGGCCCGGCCUGUACCCGGCCGUCCGCGCCGACUCGUCCGCCUCGUCGCCCGAGGUCGACUCGUCGCUCGAGGUCGAGCCCGACACCGCCCCGAGCCGCUCGCCCUCGCCCGAGCUCGCCAUGCCCACCUCGACCGCCGACCUCGGCUUCUCGCCGCCGUCGCCUCGCCUCCCCGGCGCCUCGUCGCCCUCGGCCUCGUCGCUCGCCUCGUCGCUCGCCUCGCCUCUCGCCUCGCCUCUCGUCCCGACCGGCGGCACGCCCGCUCUCGCCCUCGACCCGUCCACGUUGUCGCACGACACGUCGUCGGCGUCGUCGAGCGGCGACAAGUCCGGCCUCGUCGCGCCGUCGCAGCCCGACCUCGCGCUCGUCACGGUCGGCGGCUCGCGCUCGAGCGCCGUCGACGGCGGGCUCGGCACGACGCCCUCGCAGGUCGACGGCGACGGCGACACGGCGAUGGCGACGCACGACGGCCUCGAGACGGUCGCGCUUCAGCAGUCGUCGUCUUCGGCGGCGGGUUCGACCUCGGGCUCGGGCCUCGACUCGGCCAACUCGACGUCGAGCUCGCUGUUCGGCCCGGUUCCCUCGGCGGCGUCGGUUCGCCGCAAGGUCAAGGCGUCGACGGCGUCGGCGGUGAGCAGCUCGGGCGGCCACGUCGCGAGCGGCUCGACGGCGAGGCGUCCGGCGCCGGUCGUCAACCUCGUGUCGAAGCACUUCUCGGACCGCACCAAGGCGCGCGACGAGCGCGAGAAGCUCCCGGCGCAGCACUUCGACAAGCGCGGCAAGCCGUACGCCCGCUACCUCCACCUCUACAAGCGCGACAAGCACGGUUACUGGUGCAGCGUCUGA